AUGACAUCGACCGAGAAACCGCACCCGGCGACGACAGUGUCCAAUGGCGACAAAGCCGGGACACCUAAACCCAAGAGCCAGAGGUCUGAUGACAGUGCCGACUUGGACGAAUAUUUCUUUGGCCCUCGUGACCUAGACCACCAUUCAAAAUGGCCUGUCUUCUUGCGACUCCAUGGUAGUAUCACGCCCGAGAUGGUCUUGCCGUUGUUGUUUGUCGGGGCUUGGUCGACGCUCAUUACCUGCAUUUCUAAAUUUAUCCAUGACCUCGGUAUCAGCCAGCUCCUUUUGACAGUCCUCGGUUUCGUCGUUGGCUUGGCCCUCAGCUUUCGCAGUUCAACCGCGUACGAACGCUAUGGAGAAGGUCGCAAAUACUGGGCCCAAUUGACUCUCGCUUCUCAGAACCUCGCACGCCUUGUGUGGAUUCACGCAGAUGAGAGGCAGGGAGAUCUAGGCAAGAAGGACUUGCUCGCCAAAAUCAGCUGCAUGAAUCUUAUUGUCGCAUACUCGGUGGCACUAAAACACAAGCUCCGAUUCGAGCCAUUCACCCACUACGACGACCUGAAACACCUUGUUGGCCACCUCGAUACGUUCGCAAAGGCGGCUAGUGAACCUGAUGUCCAGAAAAAGAAAUCUUUCUGGAAGAGCACCGGAGAAUUCCUCGGCUUGUCGUUCGCAGAGUCAAACCCGCGAAAGCUAGUCAAGAACGCCACUCAGCCGCUUGGCAAUCUGCCUCUAGAGAUUCUGAACCACCUCUCGGCUUACAUGAAGACCAUCUACGACAAUGGCACGUUCAAGGUCUCCAUCUAUCAGACCCAAUCACUGAAUGCAUUGACCACCAUGAACGACGUUCUCACCGGCACCGAUCGGAUCCUCAACACUCCUCUCCCAAUUGCUUAUUCUAUUGCCAUUGGCCAAAUUACAUGGGUGUACAUUCUCCUUCUCCCCUUCCAGCUGUUCAAGUCUCUUGGUUGGGUCACAAUCCCUGCCUCUAUGUUUUCCGCAUAUAUCAUUCUCGGGAUUGCACUGAUUGGCCGCGAGAUCGAGAAUCCAUUUGGAGUCGAUGUAAACGACCUGCCUCUCGACUCUUUCUGCAACCAGAUUCGUCAGGACAUCGAUGUAAUUAUCAGCCGACCACCGCCGGAGACGGAUGACUUUGUUAACCAGGAAGAUAACAUGUUGCUUCACCCGCUGAGCCAUUUGGGUUAUGCGUCGUGGGAUGGAAAGUCAGUCCAAGAGAUUCGAGACGCAUUGAAGGCGAAGCCAGAUCUUGCCAUUAGGAAGGAACACGAGUAUUAUGAGGUAUCGAUGACCGUUAAAAGGCUUGACAAAUUGGUCGCUCAGACCGAGGAGGUGGAGAGAUUAGAAAGCAUCAAGGCUCUUAUUUAA
Molecule: messenger RNA, 1386 nt
Organism: Lindgomyces ingoldianus
Lineage: Eukaryota; Fungi; Ascomycota; Dothideomycetes; Pleosporales; Lindgomycetaceae
Product: UPF0187-domain-containing protein
Exons: 4
Coding region: 1-1386 (461 amino acids)
Molecular function (GO): chloride channel activity
Source: RefSeq, a predicted model, not a curated record